Brugia malayi is the source of this 2988-nucleotide messenger RNA. RefSeq lists its product as hypothetical. Lineage: Eukaryota; Metazoa; Nematoda; Chromadorea; Rhabditida; Onchocercidae. The record is from RefSeq and is a predicted model, not a curated record. The coding region runs from base 1 to 2988 and encodes 995 amino acids. The transcript has 20 exons. Gene Ontology annotation, molecular function: ubiquitin protein ligase activity; protein binding. Gene Ontology annotation, biological process: protein polyubiquitination; ubiquitin-dependent protein catabolic process.
AUGGCUGGUAAUUUAAACCUUUACGAUUUUAAUGGCUCGAUUAGACGGAAUAAAUUGCAAGAAGCGAUUUUUUCUGAUUUGGCUAAAAAAGAGGAUUUCAUGAAAAAAAUUAAUGAAGAACGUAUUGAAAGACAGGAACGUUCCAGGCGAAAAAUAGCAGCUGUCAAAAUACAAUCUGUAUAUCGGGGAUAUCGUAUUAGGAAGCAAUUUCAUGUCUUUUUGCGAAAUCUUUUCGAUAAAGCAGGUCCAGUACAAAGCGUUACACUAUUGGAAACGCAAAUUUGUCGUUUGGCAUUCUUCUUCCGAUAUGAUGUUGACCGUGAAAGAACUUUAACAUUGUGCAGUGAAGCAGUUAUGCUAGCACAAGUUGUAAAAGCGAACAAUUUAUUGGAUCGAAGGAGACGACGGCAACUUUUACGGUGUGCACUUGUGCUUCUGCAACACACCGAUCGAACCAAAUCGUGCACCUCUGCAUUGCGGUUUUGUGAAGUUUAUAUAAAGGAAGAAGAUUGCUUAAUUUUGUUGAAUUAUGGCUUCUACUCAUCCAUAAUGAAUUUGUUCUCGAAUUGUCAUCAGCUUUCUUCUCCUUUGUAUAUUGAGGAGAAACUUCCGCAGUACUCAGAAUCACUUUUGCAAAUAUUGGUUUUACCUAUAGAUCGCCUUUCCAAGAAGUCGAAAGCUAUAUAUGAAUUGUUUGACACGAUCUGCAAACCAAGAUUUGAAGCUAUUACUGUUUGUUGCUUAGCACCCUUUCUAGCUCGACUUUGUAAAGCAGGGACUUGGAAACUCGAUGAUAUUAUGGAUGCUUUAUCAAGUAGUGAUUAUCGGUUAUCACAAGAUGUUUCUGCGCUUUUAAUUUCAUAUAUUGUGGCCGUUAUUACUUCGGCAUUUUCAUUAGAAAAAUUAAGCGAUUUGGAAAAAACCAAAUUGAUUGCUGUGUACGCAUCGCUCACACAAAAUUUUACGCCACCACCGGAAGCAGUAUUAACAGAACGAACUAAUAAUGAUGAUUCAGAUACGGAAGACGAAUCAAACGAUACUAUUAUGGCUGCGAUAUCUGAUGUUGAACCAGAAAUUCUGGAAAGAAUUACUUCGCUUUGCACAUUAACUUAUUUCAUACGCAUCCAUUCGUCUGCAAAUUAUAUUUCUCUGACGAACUUAUUUUCUUCAUUUCGGCAGCUAAUUCCAAGUUUAUGGAGGCUAAUAUUGUCCCUUAACACGAAUACGAUGUUUGGAGUGACACAACCACUAAUAAGAAUGCUGGAAAAGGGUGAAAAUAUAUCGAAUUCUGAUGAACAAUCUUUAAUACCGGCUUUAUCAAUAUUUAUAACAUUGAUGAUGAAUGCAUUGAAAAUAGUUGACGAUGACGAUUUCCAAAAUGGUGGUGUUGGAGAUACUGUUUUUCCUCUUACACUAAACCAAAUGGCUGAUAUAGUCGUUCAUUGUCGUGAUCUUACACUUGGCUUAAUCGAUCUCGCAUUUCCUAUUAAUAUUGGACCAUUCCAACAAUCUGUGAUGAAGAGUUCAAAAUGGGCUAAUUUAUUUCAGGAUGUCACCUUGUUAACGAAAGCAUUACACGAACGAGAUAAUCGAGUUUGUGUCAUGCCGCACAAUUUCUGGUCCAAUCAUAAUAGAAAUGUUGUCGUCAAUUCUUCACUGUGGCAAAGUGAAUAUGGUCGUCGACGUCGCGCAAGACGUCCAUUUGAAUUUGUGCGUUUUUUGCUUGAUAAUAGAGAUUCGGAUGCUAAUGAAGACCCUCCAAGUGUCAGUGAGUUGCGUAAUUUAUCGAUCAUCCGCAAUAUUCCUUUCGUUAUUCCUUUUAUGCAGCGAAUUGAGAUUUUCACAGAAUUGCUUCUAAGAGAUCGGAUACGUAAUGAUACAGGCCGAAAUAGGCAUUUUAUCGCUGUACACAGAGCAACUUUGUACGAAGAUGCAUUUAGAGCGUUACAGCCUCACCUUGUUCCCGAUAUGAAAUCAACAAUUCGUGUACAGAUGGUAAAUUGGGCAGGACUAGAAGAAGCUGGCGUUGAUGGUGGUGGCAUUUUUAGGGAAUUCCUUUUCGAACUCCUUCAGACCGCUCUUGAUCCAUCUCGUGGUUUUUUUGCUACAACUCAUGAACAGCUUUUAUAUCCAAACCCUUUGGCACCAUUUCUUUAUCCGAAUAAUUUUGUUGAUCAUUUUUAUUUCAUCGGUCGAAUUAUUGCUAAGUUAAUAUAUGAAGGUUUACUGGCAGACAUUCGUUUUGCCAAUUUCUUCUUGCUGCAGUGGAUGGGAAAUCCGGACGGAACAGUUCUGGAUUUGGAAUUAGUUAAAUCAUAUGAUCCUCUUUUGCACAAAAAUCUGAAGUUUUUGAAGCGUUGCUCAACAGAAGAAAUCGAAAAUCUUGAUCUUGAUUUCAGUGUUAUGACUGAUAAUUUCGGCGUGACGGCGAAGGUAGAAUUAAAGAAAGAUGGUAGUUGCAUCAAAGUAACAGCAGACAACAGAAUGGAAUAUAUACAGUUAUAUGUUAAUUACUAUCUUUCCAAGCGACUUUCACCAAUGAUUGCCGCGCUUCGUAGUGGUUUGAGGAAUGUUAUAGAUCCUGAAUGGUUGCGAAUGUUCUCGCCAUUAGAAAUUUCAAUGUUGGUUGGCGGUAGUGAUUCAGAAAUUGAUUUCAAUGAACUAAAAAAAUUCACGACUGUACAUAACAUAAAGUCAGAACAUGACCAACAGUACAUGGAUCUAUUCUGGUUGGUUAUCAAUGGUUUUUCAUCUGGCGACAAAAAGAAGCUGUUAAAAUUUAUAACUGGUUGUCCACGACCACCCAUAAUGGGUUUUAAGACUUUAACACCGCCAAUGGGUAUUCAGCUCGUCCAUGACGUUGAUAAACUACCGACUGCUGCGACAUGUAUGAAUUUGUUGAAGCUGCCACUAUAUGAUAAUGCUGAAACGUUGCGUCGUAAGCUAAUCUAUGCAAUAAAUUGUGGAGCUGGUUUCGAACUUUCAUGA